Molecule: messenger RNA, 369 nt
Organism: Fomitopsis serialis
Lineage: Eukaryota; Fungi; Basidiomycota; Agaricomycetes; Polyporales; Fomitopsidaceae
Exons: 4
Source: RefSeq, a predicted model, not a curated record
ACGUCCACGACGCGGCAGACUAUCCAUGGCGUUGGCGCGUCGGGAGCGUGGUGGACGCUUGACCUCGCGCUCUUUCCGGAUGAUGUUCGCCAGAACGUCUCCAACCUGCUCUUGAACCAGAAUAGUCUCGGCCUCACCGAUUAUCGAUACAACCUUGGAGGCGGUGGAGUCGGUAUCACUACAUGGGAUAGGGCACCGGAGACUCCAUACGUUAGGAAGUCAGACUGGCAUCCCACCGUAUGCCAUUCAGGUACUUACUACCUCAAGGAAGCUGCUCUGCAAGGUGUGCCCGUGUUCACGCUAUUCGUGAACAGUGCCGUGAGUCCGAUGACUAGCAACAAUCAAAGCUGUGGGGGCAACCUCGUCACG